GUUUCAUGGAGAAUACUAUCAUUUAUUAUUCAUUUAUAGAAUGCUUUUGACAAUAAAUUUAUUGAUGUGGAAGAAAUUGCUUGCUUUUGGGUGCAUAAUAUAAAUUACAAAUGACUUAGACACUUAGCUAUGCUUAUUUCUUUCUGUUUUGCAGGUGCACCAGUGGCUGUGAGGUUUGAUGGUGGCAGGGCUUGGAAAGGCGAGGUGUAGGCUCGAUGAAGGAGAAAUUGAUUAUGUGAGGGUUUUGAAUGGAGCCCUUCCAAAUGAUAUGGGAGUUUUAGGCUGGUGUUCUGUGCCAAUUGAUUUCAGUGCAAGGUUUAGCUAUCUGAGCAGGGAGUACAAAUAUUUCUUUUGGGAAGACAAUCUAAAUCUCAAGGUUUCAAGGAAACCAACUUUGGGCAAUUAAAAUCAAAGGCAGUGCUUUCUUGUGGAACCAGGUCUGACUAGGACAACUAAUUAAACACUCAACAGCCAGGUCAUCACAUCAGACUUAAGGCUAUUUAUUGUUCUACACUUGCUGCCUUUUUUCGCAUUGAGUAUGUUAGGCGUAUCAAAGGCCUAACAAUUGCCUACUGGUUUUGCAAUAUACAGAAGUCAGCUAUUCUAUGAACUUGUGCGCUGGUUGUGAACUUUUGGUUUAUCUUUGACCAGGCCGUGAAUUUUACUCAAGUUCUUAUUUCUUCAUCAGCAUGCUGUCAUUUGAUUAUCUGUACUUGUACAUAUUAGAAAUUAUCUCACAUGUAUGUUCUUUUUGAGUACUUGUGCAGGGCUAAUUAUGAUGGAAUAUGUCAAAGAGAAGGUUAAGGAGAAGUCACUGGUUGCAGGUGUGCUCUAGGGUGGUGGGCUCUUGCAGCUUGAGGCGUGUAACAAGGAGACUCAACUCGUGGGUUCUACAGGGUGGCUUCCUCAUGGGUGCGACGGGUUUGACUUCGAUGAGGUUAUGCUGCAACAAAUGGAUUUUCUGGAUUUGGUAAUUGUUUUGAAUGUUGUUUUGAUUUAGUUUGAGAUUGAGUUUGAAGAAAAAUAAUACAGUUCUGAUUUUUUUCUUCUGUUUAUCUGGAUUUAUUGCUUGAUAGAGAUGAUAAUGGGUUUUGAGUCUCAAAUAUGGUAGUUUUAAGGAAAAACUGAAGUUUAGGUUUAUAUUUUUGCAUUGAAUAGUAUUUUUAUUUUUUUUCUAUGAAGUUUCAGGAAAGAUAAAUACAACAUUUAAAUUUGUGAUCAACUUAUUUAGUUCUAGUUGGCCAAAUUCUUAGACAAUUCACAGUUUGUGGUUUGAUUUUUAAUUUGAAGAUAUGUAUAUAUAUGCUCAUGCUUGCUGAUUUUUGUUGAUUUUGAUGUUUGUGGUUAUUUUUUAUUUAAGAUAUAUAUUGGUUUCUUUAACUUUUGUUGUGCUUGAAUGCAUUUUUAAUUGAAAUCAGAA
This is a messenger RNA of Humulus lupulus (European hop), 1420 nucleotides long. RefSeq lists its product as uncharacterized. The transcript has 5 exons. The record is from RefSeq and is a predicted model, not a curated record. Lineage: Eukaryota; Viridiplantae; Streptophyta; Magnoliopsida; Rosales; Cannabaceae. Gene Ontology annotation, molecular function: RNA binding; pseudouridine synthase activity. The coding region runs from base 179 to 406 and encodes 75 amino acids. Gene Ontology annotation, cellular component: nucleus; cytoplasm. Gene Ontology annotation, biological process: tRNA pseudouridine synthesis; mRNA pseudouridine synthesis.